Cyprinodon tularosa is the source of this 2340-nucleotide messenger RNA. It is a transcript of the gene ak3, whose product is annotated as adenylate kinase 3. NCBI's taxonomy places the organism in Eukaryota, Metazoa, Chordata, Actinopteri, Cyprinodontiformes, Cyprinodontidae. Gene Ontology annotation, biological process: nucleobase-containing compound metabolic process. Gene Ontology annotation, molecular function: AMP kinase activity; ATP binding. Gene Ontology annotation, cellular component: mitochondrion; cytoplasm. The transcript is spliced from 5 exons. The record is from RefSeq and is a predicted model, not a curated record. Bases 552 to 1223 code for a protein of 223 amino acids.
CCGCACGUUUUUUUUGCUCAUAUUUGUAUAUUUUUUAUUUCACUAAAUAAUGGUUUUGGCCAGUGUGAUUCAGCAGCUGGAAUUUUUCGUUCUUGCAGAGCUGCAGGUUUGUUCGAUCAAAAGCAUCGAGGCUGGGAAAGGAUUAAUGAGCUUCCCUACAUGCUGCCUUAGCUCCGCACACCAUUUAUAUAACCGCAUUAUACAAUAAAAGGAUCGCUAUUAAAAGCAAAAGCGGUGACACAAGGAGUCUUGUUUCUGCACAUGUUAUUCUUCCUGCACAGAUCUUCAUCUGCCUCUGCUGGCUGAGUUGGCUCUGCUUUCCUUUAUCCUCCUCUGUCUCCUCCUCCUCCUUUUAGUCAAAGCAGAGCCCAAGGAACAGAGCACUGACACUGCCUGCUUUAAGACUCGCCCCAUUGUUGCGUAGUUUGCAAAAAAAAAAAAAAAAAAAAAAAACACCACUAUCUGUCUUUCUACUUGCUUCGACCCAGUGUGAUUGAAGCAAUCAAGAAGAGGGUUUAACUCUUAAUUGUGCAGCACGUCUGUUGGGAAUCAUGGUUCUGCAGAGAGUGAUCCGCGCUGUCAUCAUGGGACCUCCAGGAUCGGGGAAGGGAACCGUGUCAGCUCGCAUUACCAAAAGUUUUGGACUGCAGCACAUGUCUAGUGGGGACAUUUUAAGAGCCAACAUCAAGGAAAAAACAGAGCUCGGCCUGUUAAUGAAGUCCUGCAUCGAUCAGGGACAGCUGGUACCUGAUGACAUCAUGUCCCGUCUCAUCCUGAACGACCUGAGGAAGAUAGACAACAAUGGCUGGCUGCUUGAUGGGUUUCCUCGGACUGUGUCCCAGGCGGAGGCUCUUGAUCAUGCCUACUCUAUAGAUACAGUCAUCAACUUGAAUGUACCUUUCCAGACCAUCAAAGAAAGGCUGACCUCCCGUUGGACCCACAUCCCAAGUGGCAGAGUCUAUAAUACUGAUUUCAAUCCACCUAAAGUUCCUGGUUUGGAUGAUGUGACUGGAGAGCCUUUGGUCCAGAGAGAUGAUGACAGACCAGAGACGGUCACAAGGAGACUAAAAUCCUAUGAAAACCAAACAGAGCCCGUCCUAGAGUACUACAGGAGUAAAGGUGUGCUGGAGACCUUUACGGGGACAGAAACCAACAAGAUAUGGCCACACGUUGAAGCUUUCCUCCACAGAAAGUUCUCUGCCCUCAGUCAAAGAGCUGCCUAACCGCCGAAGUACAAAGAUUACCUGAAGGCUACUAACGAAAAACCGUCCAAUCAAGUCGCAGAAUGUAUAUAAUUGAAUAUGGAUAAUUUGUGUUUAAUGAAGGUAAAGCCUUUAAAUUUGUAAAUGAAGAUUUAUCUAUUUUACUAAAUACUAAGUAAGACUACUACCUACAUUAGUCUUUUUUAUAUCUAAUCUUUGAACUGUGUCGGUGAAACAAUUUAGGGGAAAUUCGGAUGAGUGUCUGCAAAACCUCUAGCAUGAUGCUGUUACUAUGUCCACUUUGUGCCUUUAUAAAUCCAGAAGAUAAUGACUGAAUUAAACAUGAAGUUUUGCAACAGUACAUCAGGGAUUUAGUUUGCACAAGAUGCUGCAGGAAGAAGGCGGGAGCUGUUUUGGUAUGUCCUGGUGACCAUGACCAGGUUAAGCUCCUCUAAAUGUAAUCCCAUUACAUACAAACUGCCAUUAGCUAAACAUCCACAGAGGACUUUAAAAGAAAAGAUAAAUCCUUGAUAAGAAGCAACUAUUUUGUAGUGUUACAAUAAGAGUGCAUAUCUGAUUCUUCUAGUUCUAGUUCCUUUAGAUGGAUCAAAUUGUUUGGUUUUAGUGUAGUUUAUGCCUUUGCCGCACUUCAUUGGCAGUCUGAAAAAAGGUACAUUUUGUUCCGAUAAUCAUGGACCAGUUUAAAUCAUUUCUAUAUUAACAUUAAUGCAUAUCGUAAAUUUAAAAAAGGUAUAACAUCUUAUUUUAACCAUGUCAAGUCUUACUAAUGAUGCCUCUUUAACACUCCAUUCCUUUGAAUUUCAUUGCCAUUCCUAGUUGCAACUACAUUAUUUCUUGUAAGCAAUUGUUGGCAUUUAUCUUGACUGACCAGAUGGCUGAAAAACACACAAACACAUACGUUGACACAAUACAGGGUUAAAUGUUGUUGGAAGGUAUUAGCUUGCAGUUUUUUGCACAUUGCUCUGAAUGUUUGCCCUGUUAAAAAGCCUUAAUAACGCAGUGCACUGUAUGUGAUCGUUCUACUUUCCUAAACACUUCCAUGCAUUGUAAAAAUGCAAAACAAAAACGAUCUUUUCACUUGGAUAUUUAUGAAUCGCAAUAAACUUGUUGUACUAUA